Molecule: messenger RNA, 7184 nt
Organism: Carassius carassius (crucian carp)
Lineage: Eukaryota; Metazoa; Chordata; Actinopteri; Cypriniformes; Cyprinidae
Gene: mast1b
Product: microtubule associated serine/threonine kinase 1b
Exons: 27
Coding region: 272-5206 (1644 amino acids)
Biological process (GO): intracellular signal transduction; peptidyl-serine phosphorylation
Molecular function (GO): protein serine/threonine kinase activity; protein binding; ATP binding
Source: RefSeq, a predicted model, not a curated record
GGAGAGAGAGAGAGAGAGGGGGUGAUGGUAAAAGGAGCGGACGCGCUCGCGCCGAGUCACUCGUGUUGGUCUCGCGCACGGUCCUUUAUGACGUCACGUCCAGCGCUCGGUCUUCUGCGGGAUGCGAGCGUCGCGAAGCCCCCUCCAGCCUUUAAGACGCUCGGUAUGAGUCGGAUUACGGUGGCGUGCGGAUGACGGAGUCCCGGUGGACGCGAGCGGACUGAGCUCUCCUUCUGAUCCACGCAGCAGCGUCUUCUCCGCCGGACACGACAUGGACGACUCGGGGAUAAUCAGGCGCAGGCGGCUCCAGGAUCUUCCUCUGCCUCGUAAAAACAGCAGUUGCCGCAGUAACCGGAAGAGUUUGAUUCUGACCUCCACCUCCCCGACUCUGCCCCGCCCACAUUCCCCUUUACCGGGACACAUCGGAAGUAGUCCUCUGGACAGCCCUCGAAACUUCUCUCCCAGCACUCCGGCACAUUUCUCCUUCGCUUCAUCAAGACGGGAUGGGCGUCGAUGGUCGCUGGCGUCUCUUCCGUCUUCUGGCUAUGGAACAAACACUCCCAGCUCAACGUCCUCCAGCUCGUCUCAGGAGCGUCUGCACCAGCUGCCAUAUCAGCCCACCAUGGACGAGCUGCACUUCCUGUCCAAACACUUCGGCAGUACAGAGAGCAUCACUGACGAUGACGGGGGACGCUGUUCACCCCACUUAAGACCCCGCUCGCGCAGCCUGAGUCCGGGUCGCUCUCACUCCUGCUACGACAAUGAGAUCAUCAUGAUGAAUCAUGUUUACAGAGAGCGUUUCCCUAAGGCUACGGCGCAGAUGGAGGGCAGGUUGUGUGAAUUCAUCCACUCAAAUUGUCCCGAGAGCGUUCUGCCGCUGGCCGACGGGGUCCUAAGCUUCAUCCACCACCAGAUCAUCGAGCUGUCCAGAGACUGCCUGACCAAAUCUAAGGAGGGUCUCAUCACCUCCAUCUACUUCUUUGAGCUGCAGGAGAACCUAGAGAAACUUCUGGAUGACGCUUAUAAGAGGUCGGAGAGUUCAGAGUUGACCUUCGUCACUGAGUUGGUGAAGAAACUCCUCUUCAUCAUCGCUCGGCCUGCUCGACUUUUGGAGUGUUUGGAGUUUAAUCCUGAAGAGUUCUAUCAUCUGCUGGAGGCGGCUGAAGAUCACGCUAAAGAAGGACACCUGAUGAAGACCGACAUCCCGCGGUACAUCAUCAGUCAGCUGGGUCUGACCAGGGACCCUCUGGAGGAGAUAGUCAGCCGAGAGCAUUAUGACAGCGAGGGGCCCAUCACACCGGAGACAGAUGACUCCGCAGAGGGAAAGAUAAAACCCAUGAAGGCACCUGGAGAGGCAGAUUUCCAGACUAUCAAACUGAUCAGCAAUGGAGCCUACGGCGCGGUGUAUCUGGUCCGCCAUCUGGAGACGCGACAGCGCUUCGCAAUGAAGAAAAUCAACAAACAGAACCUGAUUCUGAGGAACCAGAUCCAGCAGGCGUUUGUGGAGCGAGACAUCCUGACCUUUGCUGAGAACCCCUUCGUGGUCAGCAUGUUCUGCUCCUUUGAGACAAGAAGACACCUGUGUAUGGUCAUAGAGUAUGUGGAAGGAGGCGACUGCGCGACACUGCUAAAGAAUAUCGGAGCAUUGCCUGUGGAAAUGGCACGCAUGUACUUCGCUGAAACUGUUCUGGCUCUCGAAUACAUACAUAACUAUGGAAUCGUGCACCGAGAUCUCAAACCGGACAAUCUGUUGAUCACAUCAAUGGGUCACAUUAAACUCACAGAUUUCGGUUUGUCUAAAAUGGGUCUCAUGAGUCUCACAACAAACCUGUAUGAAGGACACAUCGAAAAGGACACCAGAGAGUUCCUGGAUAAACAGGUGUGCGGCACCCCAGAGUACAUCGCCCCGGAGGUGAUCCUGCGGCAGGGUUAUGGCAAGCCGGUGGACUGGUGGGCCAUGGGCAUCAUCCUCUAUGAGUUCCUGGUGGGCUGCGUGCCGUUCUUCGGCGACACACCAGAGGAGCUGUUUGGUCAGGUGAUCACAGAUGACAUUGUGUGGCCUGAGGAUGAUGACGCUCUCCCCGCUGACGCACAGCACCUGAUCUCAUCUCUCCUGCAGACCAACCCGCUGCUCAGACUGGGCACAGGUGGAGCAUUCGAGGUGAAGCAGCAUCCGUUUUUCUGUGAUGUGGACUGGAGCAGCUUGCUCCGGCAGAAAGCCGAGUUCAUCCCUCAUCUGGAGUCGGAAGAAGACACCAGCUACUUCGACACACGAUCAGACCGAUAUCAUCACGUUCACUCGUACGAUGAAGACGACACCAAUGACGAUGAGCCAGUGGAGAUUCACCGCUUCUCCUCCUGCUCGCCGCGCUUCAGCAAGGUGUACAGCAGCAUGGAGCACCUGUCGCAGCUGGAGCACAAACCCGUGGUGACCCGUCGAGAGCCCAAAGCUCACAGAGAAGACCGCAGCAAGAGAGAAAGUCUGGGCAGCCUGACCCUCCGAGACAAGAGCUGGAGAACCAGAUCUCCCGAGAUGAAGCGUUUGUCAUGCUCAGAGUUGUCUUUCACUGAAUCAGACUCCAGUCCUCCUGGUGCGCGCCGGCGUUUCUCAGCACUGAUGGACACGCACCGCUUCGCUUCUACGCUAGAGGGAGACGGUGACGUACACUCACGACAAACACCCAUCAAAACCAGGGGCUUAUCACUAGAGGGCGCCAGCGUGCCCAUCUGCUCCGGACUGGUGGAGUCCAGCUCCACGGCGUCAGUGGGACAUCCUGGAGAUAAACUGCUGCGGCCUGCUGAUGCCGCGGCUGCCACUCCCGCGGUUCCUCUACACAUGCCAGACCCGUUUGUGCCUCGCGUCGGAAGUGACCUCGUGUUACGAAGAGCGCGACAUCAUCAGAUUCCGACCGACAGUGAGAAACUUAGCGCGACUCGCUCUGGAACCAAAGUCAUAAAGUCAGCCUCUGCCACGGCCCUGUCUGUCAUCAUACCUGCAGUUGAGCAGCAUGGUACAUCACCACAAGCCAGUCCCAUGUCUCCUCGCUCCAUCUCCUCCAAUCCCUCGUCUCGUGAUUCGUCUCCGAGUCGUGACUACUCACCUACUGUCAAUGUCCUGCGCUCACCCAUCACCAUCCAUCGCUCUGGAAAGAAGUAUGGCUUCACCUUACGCGCCAUCAGAGUCUACAUGGGUGACAGUAACAUCUACAGCGUACAGCACAUGGUCUGGCAUGUUGAGUGUGGCGGGCCAGCUCAGGAGGCGGGGCUUUGUGCUGGCGACCUUAUCACCCAUGUGAACGGGGAGUCUGUGCACGGAUUGGUGCACACAGAGGUGGUGGAGCUCAUUCUGAAGAGUGACAGCAAAGUAACAGUGACGACCACUCCAUUCGAAAACACAUCCAUAAAGGUCGGACCAGCAAGGAAGCUUAGCUACAAAGCCAAGAUGGCCAGACGCAACAAGAAGUCAGCCACAAAAGAUGGACAAGAGAGUAAGAAGCGCAGCUCUCUCUUUCGUAAGAUCACGAAACAGUCCAACCUGCUUCACACUAGUCGUAGUCUGUCCUCUCUGAAUCGUUCUCUUUCAUCUGGAGACAGUCUGCCUGGAUCGCCCACACACAACCUGUCUGCUCGCUCGCCCACGCAGACGUACCGCUCUCCUCCAGACUCCGCCUACCUAGGCACCUCAUCUCAGAGCAGCUCACCGGCGUCCAGCACACCAAACUCGCCUGCGACAUCACAGCACAUGCGGCCGAGCUCUCUUUACGGCCUAUCGCCCAAACUCCACCGUCAAUACCGUUCUGCUCGCUGCAAAUCCGCUGGCAACAUUCCUCUGUCUCCGCUGGCCCACACGCCAUCCCCUACUUCAUCUUCCCCACCUCCCAUUGCUGGACACACUGUCGGCAGUUCCAACACUACCCAGGCCUUCCCUGCCAAGCUCCACGCCUCUCCUCCAAUCACACGCCCCCGCCCCAAGAGUGCAGAACCACCCCGUUCACCUCUCCUCCAAAGGGUGCAGUCAGCCGAGAAGCUUGGCCCACCCCCUCCACCUUCAUUUCCAUCCUCCACAUCUUCUGUGGGCUCGGACAGAAAAGGAGGGCUUUGCGUGUCCAUGAGGAAGCAUGGCUUGGAGGUUGUGCAUGCCGAUUACCGCCGGGAGUCGUUCCACUGUGAACAUGCCCUCCAGAGCCUGAUGGAGAUCGAGGGCGAGAACACACCUGGGGCUCCGCCCUCUCCACCCGACCAGAAGCCAAUACACACACCAACUCAGCUCACAAUGACUCCAGUGAGGCAACUCGGGAGACAAGAAUCGAUAGCAGGAAGAGAGACCGAGGGGAAAGUGAGGCAGCCUGACUCAAGUGAAGCCGUUUUAAGGACGGUGUCAAAAAACUUUUCAGCAGCAACCACUUUGGAUCCUAAAUCCUCAACCCAGUUUGGUGAGCCACCUCAGGAGGAGAAAGUAGCCUCCAAGUCUUCUCAAGUCAUCUCGACAGGGAAGGAGGCAGCCAAGGAUGUGGGAAAGAGCGAAUCACUUUAUGCAAUGGGAUCUGGUCCCAAGGUUCCAGAACAAACGCCGGUUGUCCAGAGCUAUGGAGCACAAGAACUCAAACCCCAUAGUCUUCAAACCGAUGGUCUUAAAGGGCUGGAAAAUGGCAAAGACAUGGGAAAGAUUCCGGUGAAAGAGAAAACUGCACAGACAAUGGCUCCAGAGGCAAGCAAGUCAGGCAAAGGACCUCUGACUAUUGAGGGGACUGGACCUAGUUCUGCUGGUGUAAUGAAAGUCUCAGCAGCAUUUCCUGGCCAGUCCAAAUCUAUUGAAGAACGCGUUCAAACCCAAUCGGGGUCAACCAGAGUCCCUCAAGAGGAAAGAUGUCGUCUGGAAGUGGCUGAAGAGUCCCCAGCCUCUCCGUCUCCAACCGUCAGGUCGCCUUGCACAAGCAAAUCACGUGCCGUAUCUCCUGGUGACAGGUCCAGCUUUGUGACGCAGCUCACCAGUGUGGCUAAAACCGUUCUUGGGCCAAUGAAGUUGGGCUCUCAGGAUGGCGGGAAGACCAAGGACAGCUCCAAAACCAAUGAGGACAAACGAGCAGCCACGUUGGGAAAGUCAGAGGCCUCGUCUGGGAGUCGCCGCGGGUUGACGGGAACAUGGCCCGGUCCUGGAUCAUCAAAGCCUGAAAAGGCAUCGAAGAGCUCUUCCAAGCAUCCGUGAUAUUCUUAACAGAUAUGUUCUGUUCGGAACUUUAAAUGGAAUGCAUUCCCUGUAAUUGUCCAAAUGCAGACUACUCAAAAGACUCUACAGCCAUCAAACCAAGAUAUACAAAAAAAAACGUAAACAAGUAAAGGUGCUUCAAAAUGACUGUUGUCAAAUAUGUUUGUUUGUGCAUAUGCCAGUAUAAACCAGUAUGUCUCUCUAGAUGCAUGUUAUAUGUAUAUUGUGAAUAGAAGAGUAAAAAAAAUAAGAUGAAAAAUGAAAGACCUAAUGCUAGUGAACACUGCACAUCCAAUCAUUGCUGCCUGGUCUGUAGAGGGCAUGACAUGUCAUUCAUCACCAUAUCAACCAAUCAGUUUGUCAGAUUUAGAAAGGAGAGGUAGUUAGUGUUUACCUAGUGACCAACACCAUAGACUUUAAACAAUCUCAGUCCAGUACCUCAGCUAUACUGUUAAACUGCCAACAGUAGCGCUAUACUAGAGACAACAGAAUGCCUAACUAGAGGUUUGAGAGGGUUGCACUGGUGGAAAAGGGAAAUGAUUGUUGCACAAGGACAGAACCAUGUGUAUAAGUGGUUGUUUCUGCUGUCUUAAUUACAUUUGCACUGGAAAUGCCCAGCAAAAAGGCAACAUGAAAUCAAUUUACUUCGUAAUGGAUUGCUAUGUUAUUUAAUCUGCAUCCACCCUGACUAAGGUCUGUAGUCAAAUAGCUACUUAGUAGGAAAAUGCAAUACUCAUGCAUUUUUGCUUUAAGGUGAAGACCUUACUCAGUGCAUGUUUUGCAAGAUUCUCCUUUCUGUCAAACAAAUUUUAUUGGACUGCCCAGCUUUUUAUGUAUGUAGAAAACUCUUUUAUGAAGUGAACUCCCUUAAAGAGUUAUUUAGUAUAAUUUUGCCAGAAAAAGUUUUAGAAUUUUUAUCAUAUAUUAAUGUAAACAAUCUUGUGUAAUGUAACUUGUGGUUGUUUGUUUGCUGGUUUUGAUUGUAUUUGUUAUCCUUGUAUUUUUAUUUAUUUAUUUUUGCCAUGAAAAUAGCCUAAGAUCCUGACUUGGCAUUAAAUAAAAAUAUACUACUACUAGUAGUAGGAAAAUGCAGCCUUUUUAUCGACUAGUUAGUGGAGUAAUUUAUUGCCAAUUAUCAAAAUGGCAGUAAUAAACAAAGAUUUGGAAGCAUGACCAUUAUGGAAGUAAAUUGGUUUGCAGAUAUCGUUUCAUGUUGACUUUUAUGUGGAUGAAUUUAAAUAUCCUUGGAAAGAAGCAAGGAGAGUGUAUAUAGUUUUAAUUUGCCACUCUGAGACUGGAGGGAAAAUCUCAAAAAUGACAUUGCGAAAUUAUAUUGAGAUUAUUAGAUUAAGUCUAUGAAAAAUAUCGGUCACUAUGAUGUCAUUGUGUUAGAUUAUAUAUAUAUUAUAGGCCAGUAAAUGCACUGUGGAUUAUACACUUGAAUUCUUACAACUCUGAAGAAGCCUGAAUUAUUCUUAAGUAUAUGCAGAAGAGUUCGUAAAAGUAUGAGGUAGUACGUGUGUAGAUGUGUCUCAUUUUAAUCCAUUUAGGGCUUUUAAUUCAAUUUUGCUACAUUGUGUCCAACUUUUAUAGGAAUUAAUUACGUAGUAGGUUGACUUGUCUGGUGGUCUGCGAGAGAUGCAAGAUGUUCUGGAAGGGGCUUCAUGUUACAUGUGGAACUGAUCCAAUCUGUUUACACUUUAAAUCACACGGUCACUCUCACGUUUGUGUGAACGUCUUUUUGGAGACUCUGUGUGUAGUGAAUCUAGCGAUAUCUUAGGAGUGUUUGGUGCCACAUUAAUGCAAUGAUUUCUUCCAAAUCAGCUGAUGCUUGAUCCCUGAUUGACUAUCUUCUGCCAAUAAAGGACUUUACACUUUACCCAAAUUUAUUAACCCAACUAUUUUCUUUGGUAUUAUCAUGGAUUUUUAGACAUUGUACCAUGAUAAUACCAUUUUUGGACAUACACUUUGAAUAAAC